Lobosporangium transversale is the source of this 891-nucleotide messenger RNA. RefSeq names its product serine/threonine protein kinase 15. The record is from RefSeq and is a predicted model, not a curated record. The transcript has 5 exons. NCBI's taxonomy places the organism in Eukaryota, Fungi, Mortierellomycota, Mortierellomycetes, Mortierellales, Mortierellaceae. Bases 1 to 891 code for a protein of 296 amino acids. Gene Ontology annotation, biological process: intracellular signal transduction; peptidyl-serine phosphorylation. Gene Ontology annotation, molecular function: ATP binding; protein serine/threonine kinase activity. Gene Ontology annotation, cellular component: nucleus.
AUGCUGCUAGCGAGAGAUUUUGAGAUCAUCAAGCCCAUUAGCCGUGGCGCCUUUGGGUCAGUAGCUGGUUCUUUUAAAAUGACGACCAAGGAUCUCUAUGCGAUCAAAAUCUUGAAGAAGGCAGAUAUGGUUCGCAAGAACAUGGUCAAUCACGUUCUGGCUGAGAGGCGUGUCUUAGCCCUGACGAGGACGCCAUUUGUUGUACAGUUGUUUUAUGCUUUUGCCAGCAAGGAUUAUCUCUAUCUUGUUAUGGAGUAUGUAAUAGGGGGAGAUCUCAGUUCGUUAUUGGCAGUAUUUGGAUCAUUUGACGAAGAUAUGGCUAAGAUGUACAUAGCAGAAUGUAUUUUGGCUCUUGAAUACCUUCAUUCUAAUGGAAUUACGCACCGCGAUCUUAAACCAGACAACAUGCUUGUGAACGCUGAAGGCCAUAUCAAGCUUACAGACUUUGGUCUAAGCCGAAGGGCUGCACGAAGGCAUCGUGGGAGCAGUAAGGCCUUGUUGGGGACCCCUGAUUACCUCGCCCCAGAACUUCUGUUGGGGAUAGGGCAUGGGACGGCCGUGGACUGGUGGUCUCUGGGUGUUUGCUUGUUUGAAUUCUUGACUGGAUAUCCACCAUUCAUGGAUGAAGCACCAGAAGCGAUCUUUAAGAACAUCCUUAAUCAUGAUAUCCAAUGGCCUGAAUAUGGGCUUUCGCCUGAGGCCCACGAUUUGAUCAACAAACUGCUUAGCAGAGACCCCUCGCAUCGGCCAUCUCCUACAGAACUGAAGGCUCACCCAUUCUUCCGUGGAGUCGAUUGGGAUAAUAUUAGAAAUCAAGAAGCCCCGUUCAUCCCCGCACCAAACGACAAUAUGGACACUAGUUAUUUUGAUGGUACUAUUAUGAAAAAAUGA